AUGCGUACUGGGGGGUUCGAAUUGAGAAAAUGGGCAAGUAAUCAACCUGAUUUGUUAAGCCAUAUUCCUCCUUCUGAUGUACAAAUGUCUUGUAGCUUUGACAAAGAAGAACCCUCGUUCAUUAAAGUUUUAGGUCUAAAAUGGUGUCCAAAAUCUGACGAGUUUACUUAUUCUUUUAAUCCAGUUGAUCGCCAAUGUACUAAACGGAAUAUACUUUCCGAAAUUAGUAGAAUAUAUGACCCUAUUGGUUUUAUUUCCCCAGUUAUUCUAUUAGCAAAAUGUCUUCUACAAAAACUCUGGGAAUCUAAUAUAUCUUGGGAUGAAACUCCUUCUACAGAAAUAUUGCAGGUCUGGAAUAGGUAUAAAUCCGAACUAUCCCAACUAGCUGGAAUUAGAAUACCUCGACGUGUAAUUUCUGAUAAUAUUUCUUGUAUGGAACUGCACGGUUUCUGUGAUGCUUCCCAAACUGGUUACGCAGCCGUCAUAUAUUUUCGGACUAUCAAUGAUAGUGGUCAAGUCAGUACCUUUUUGGUCACUGCUAAGUGUAAAGUGGCUCCAUUAAAAAUUGUUUCAUUGCCUCGUCUAGAGCUCUGUGCAGCUGUUUUAUUGGCGGAUUUGCUUACUUUUGUUACUACUACUUACGCAGAUUAUCUCUGUUUUAAUUCCAUAUAUGCAUGGUCUGAUUCGACUGUCGUUUUAGCCUGGUUAGCUGCCAGUCCUCAUAAAUGGAAAACUUUUGUAGCUAACAGAGUAAGUCAUAUCCAAGGCAAAGUUUCUAACACUUCCUGGCGUUAUGUUCCGUCCAGUGACAAUCCUGCAGAUUGCGCAUCUCGUGGUUUAACUGCAUCUCAACUCUUAGAACACAAAAUUUGGUGGCGCGGUCCAAACUUUCUUCAACAUUGCAACCGAGAUGUCUGGCCUGCUCAACCUCAUUUAGAAAUGUGUGAAUCUGUCUACAGUGAAGAAAAACAAACAUCUCUCCAUGUUUCAUUAGAAGAAGAUAUCAUAUGCGAUCUGCUACACAAGUUUUCUUCGAUACGUAAAAUUCAAAGAAUUUUAGCCUAUGUUUUAAGAUUUUUCCUUAAAUCUAAAGAUUCACUGCAAAGUAAAACCUCUUUUAUUUCAUCUUCUGAAAUGCGUAAAUCAUUGAUUUAUAUUAUUCGACAUGUUCAACGAAAGACCUUUUCAGACAUUAUAGAUAAAAUUCUAUCAAAUGCUUUACUUCCUAAACCUUUUCGGAAACUCGCACCUUUCUUGGACUCGGAAGGUCUUGUCAGGGUGGGUGGCAGACUUAAUAAUAGCAACUUCACUUACGAUGUAAAACACCCUAUAUUAUUGCCUAAAUCACACAGACUUACUGAUUUGAUUAUUGAGUGGAUUCAUCAAGCAAACCUUCACCCAGGUUUAAAGACAUUGCACUGUUUAAUCCUUCAACAAUUUUGGAUACAUCUCCACGAAGUUCUAUAUACAAAUGUUUAA
Molecule: messenger RNA, 1479 nt
Organism: Sitophilus oryzae (rice weevil)
Lineage: Eukaryota; Metazoa; Arthropoda; Insecta; Coleoptera; Curculionidae
Exons: 1
Coding region: 1-1479 (492 amino acids)
Source: RefSeq, a predicted model, not a curated record